This is a messenger RNA of Cryptosporidium ubiquitum, 651 nucleotides long. RefSeq lists its product as uncharacterized. NCBI's taxonomy places the organism in Eukaryota, Apicomplexa, Conoidasida, Eucoccidiorida, Cryptosporidiidae. Gene Ontology annotation, molecular function: pre-mRNA 5'-splice site binding; zinc ion binding. The transcript has a single exon. Bases 1 to 651 code for a protein of 216 amino acids. Gene Ontology annotation, cellular component: U1 snRNP; nucleus. The record is from RefSeq and is a predicted model, not a curated record. Gene Ontology annotation, biological process: mRNA splicing, via spliceosome; spliceosomal snRNP assembly; mRNA 5'-splice site recognition.
AUGCCAAAGUUUUACUGCGACUAUUGCGAUAUUUACUUGACACAUAGCUCUACAAAUGGUAGAAAACAACAUAAUUUGGGAAGGAAACAUAUUAACAACAAAAUAGACUAUUACAAAAAUGUGAUAAAAAGUCCGGGAUUUAGUCCGCCAUUAAUGUUUGAUACAGACUACAAUGUGAUUGGGCAUUUAGGAAAUGUAAAACAAUUUAUACAGAAUCACGAAAAACAAUUCCCUGGAGACAAAAAAUACUCGAACAGCCAUGAAAACAAGGAUAAGGAAUCUGUAAAUAAGUCAUCUUAUAGAAACAACAAAAAUCUUAUAAGUAAUAUGAAUAGUAAUAAUAAUAAUAAUAAUAAUAAUAAUAAUAAUAAUAAUAAUAAUAAUAAUAACAGCAACAAUAGUACUGCAGGAGGAAGCGGAAAUGCUAAUUAUAAUAUAGGGCAUUCAUAUGUAAAUCAGGAAAAAUUUCAAUAUAUUAGAAGUACUAACGCUGGAGGAAAUUCGACUUUCACCAACCAAGGAAGACCAGAACACUCGAGUUAUUCAAAUAAUUAUAACAGUUAUUAUAGGGGUAGCCAAAUAGAUGGGGGAGAUGUUGGAUUACGAAAUUAUAAAAAAGGACCUGUUCAAAACUAUGGUGGUAGGUAUUAA